AUGCCUUACCGACAUAGUUCUCUCGCGAGAUUCCUCGUGACGCUCUCAGCUAGCAACGUGGUUCUAGCCGCCCUUAACGGGCAUUGUCCGCCUUUAGGACCCGUCCUACCUGCCCCGACAAAUCCAACAGCAAACCAAGCAGUCCAAUCGGCCGUAAAAAAUGUUACGGAUGUCUUUCAAAAUAUCACUGCUGAGCUCGAUUCUACCGGCAUAUCAAUCGCAGUCAAAUCCAUACACGAAGACAAUCCGUUCUUGGAACUCCACCACACGCCUGCCACCCUCAACCCUAACGGCACCACCGUAAUAGACUCGCAGACAGUGUAUCGACUCGGAAGUAUAUCGAAGAUCUUUGCAGUUCUCUCUUUAUUGCAACAGAUCAAUGUUAAUUUUGAUGAUCCUAUUGUGCGAUAUGUUCCUGAGUUACUCCAACUCAAAGGCGAGACGGACGAAGUUGAUGAUAUCACAACUGUUAGAUGGGACGAAGUUACACUUGGCGCACUUGCUUCGCAUAUGAGCGGUAUUGGUGCAGACCUUGUCGCCGACUUAUCUAGUGUUCCAGAAGACUGGACUCAAGUUGGUUUACCCAAGCUGAACGAUGUAUCGGAAACCGGAUGUGCUGGAGUCCUUGGCCUUCCAGCUUGCAAUAGGACCGAAUUCUUUCGAGAUUUUGGCAAACGUCAUCCAGUAUACGCCACAUUCACGAAUCCAGUCUAUUCCAAUGUUGCGAGCGUCAUACUUGGUUUUGCCGUUGAGGCGAUAACAAACAUGACCUAUGAUGGCUAUGUUAAGCAAUCGAUCUUUACCCCUUUAUCCAUGACGAAUUCGACCAUCUUCAACGGCCCAAAGAAGGAUUCAUGGGGUUUCAUUCCGGUGAAUGAAACUUGGUUUGGAAGUAGCUUGGGAUAUGAGGACAUUGCUGGCGGUUUCUAUUCAAACACGGUCGACCUUCUUUCUUUUGGAACCGGUAUCCUCAAGCACACAAUUUUAGACUCAUCCAAGACAAGGAAGUGGAUGAGACCGUUAACAUCUACAUCUUCAUCUGGCCUACUCUUGGGCGGCCCCUGGGAAAUCCUACGAUCCGAGACCGUCACUAAAGACAAGCGUCUCAUUGAGUUCUAUUGCAAAUCUGGCAACCUUAACACCUACAACAACAUGCUAUGCCUUAUCCCGGAUUAUGACCUUGUUAUCACGAUACUAUCCGGUGGACCUCAGUCCAAUGCUGACUUGGUCGAUUCAGCGCUUACAAAGGUUGUUCAGGGUUUACUCCCUGCUAUCGAGGAGGCGGGUAAAGCCGAAGCUAUGCCAAAAUUUGGUGGCACUUACACAGAUGCCACUACGAACUCAACAAUUACUCUUUCCCUCGAUGACGCGCCUGGUUUCUCUGUAUCAAAUUGGAUCGUUCGUGACGUCGACGUCAUUAAGAACUAUGGUAAUUAUGGGGCUUUGUCAAGUGGCCCAAAAAAUCUCCCUGUUUCUGUUCGGUUAUAUCCCACCAAUCUUUCUGCAGGAUGCAAGGUUGCCUGGCGAGCAGUUUUCGAUGUUGGAAGCUUGGAAGACACCGAAAAGGAGGAUGACAGCGCGUUCUGGCCCGACUCGAGCUGCAAUACAUGGGGUUCAAUGGAUAGGCUCACAUACGGCUUCCGGUCGAUGGACGAGUUCGUUUUCUCACUCGCUGAAGACGGGUCAGCUCAGAGUGUAACCCUAAGGACAUUCAGGGUUGAACUAAAGAAAGAAGCUUAA
Hypoxylon trugodes is the source of this 1740-nucleotide messenger RNA. Its product is annotated as beta-lactamase/transpeptidase-like protein. NCBI's taxonomy places the organism in Eukaryota, Fungi, Ascomycota, Sordariomycetes, Xylariales, Hypoxylaceae. The transcript has 3 exons. The record is from RefSeq and is a predicted model, not a curated record. The coding region runs from base 1 to 1740 and encodes 579 amino acids.